Cynocephalus volans (Philippine flying lemur) is the source of this 7621-nucleotide messenger RNA. It is a transcript of the gene ASCC3, whose product is annotated as activating signal cointegrator 1 complex subunit 3. The transcript is spliced from 42 exons. Gene Ontology annotation, molecular function: nucleic acid binding; ATP hydrolysis activity; ATP binding. The record is from RefSeq and is a predicted model, not a curated record. The coding region runs from base 343 to 6948 and encodes 2201 amino acids. Lineage: Eukaryota; Metazoa; Chordata; Mammalia; Dermoptera; Cynocephalidae.
UCUGUCCCGACACCGGGCGGCCCACGCGCGCGGUACUCUGUGACUGGGAGAGGCCCGGCAAGCCCGGCGUGGGGUGCGACGAGGGCGCGGCGGCCCAGCGAUCUACUGGCAUCCUCGGCCCUACCUUCUGCUCCCCACCCGACGUCGGAAGUAAAAAUAAAACCGAAAGGGAGGGACGCGCGGUGCCAGGAGCGGACGGAGGGAUGGGAAGCGCGUGAGCCCCGGCCGAGAGGUCAGUUUGUUGAGUUUGAUUACCUCUCACCUCCUCCAAACAGAUAAAUAUCAUACUGUUUUGUCUCAGUUUCACGUUUCUUGUUGUAUGGAUCACUGAUUGAAAAAUAGAUGGCCUUACCUCGUCUCACAGGAGCCUUGCGCUCCUUUUCAAAUGUCACCAAGCAAGAUAAUUAUAAUGAAGAAGUGGCUGACUUAAAGAUAAAGCGAUCCAAACUUCAUGAACAAAUGUUAGAUUUGGACCUGACAUGGAAGAAGAUAGUAAAAUUUUUGAAUGAAAACCUGGAGAAGAGUAAAAUGCAAAGUGUAAAUGAAGACUUAAAGGAUAUAUUACAUGCUGCAAAACAAAUAGUUGGAACGGAUAAUGGAAGAGAAGCAAUUGAAAGUGGGGCUGCAUUUCUCUUCAUGACAUUUCACUUGAAGGACUGUGUUGGUCACAAGGAGACAAAAGCUAUCAAACAGAUGUUUGGUCCCUUUCCAUCAUCAUCUGCUACUUCAGCUUGUAAUGCUACUAAUCGAAUUAUUUCUCAUUUUAGUCAAGAUGAUCUUAUUGCUCUUGUCCAGGUGACAAAAGAGGAAAAUAGUGAUAGGGGUUUUUUUGGCAAAAACUUAGCAUUUUCAUUUGACAUGCAUGACUUGGACCACUUUGAUGAACUGCCAGUAAAUAGUGAAGCCCAGAAAACUAUAAGCCUAGAUUACAAAAAGUUUCUGAAUGAACAUUUUCAGGAGCAUUGCAUCCCGGAGCUCAAGGCUGUGGAAAAAACAAAUGGCUCCUUUUUGUGGUGUGAAGUAGAGAAGUACUUAAAUACAACUUUGAAGGAAAUGACUGAAGUACCAAGAGUCGAAGAUCUUUGCUGUACCUUGUAUGAUAUGCUUGCUUCUGUUAAAAGUGGUGAUGAACUUCAGGACGAGCUGUUUGAACUGCUGGGACCUGAAGGACUUGAACUUAUUGAGAAGCUCCUCCAGAACAGAAUUACAAUUGUGGAUAAAUUUCUGAAUUCUUCAAAUGAGAAGUUUCAAGUUCUUCAGGACAAUUGCAAAAAAAUUUUAGGAGAAAAUGCUAAACCCAGUUAUGGUUGUCAAGUCACUAUUCAGUCUGAACAAGAAAAGCAGUUAAUGAAGCAAUAUCGCCGUGAAGAAAAAAGAAUUGCCAGACGAGAAAAAAAGGCUGGAGAAGAUUUAGAAGUUUCAGAAGGACUCAUGAGCUUUGAUCCCAAGGAAUUACGGAUACACAGAGAGCAGGCACUUCUGAAUGCUAGAAGUGUUCCAAUUCUGAGCAGACAGAGAGACAUGGACAUUGAAAAAAUACGUUAUCCCCAUGUUUAUGAUUCCCAGGCUGAAGCCAUGAAAACAUCAGCAUUCAUUGCUGGUGCAAAGAUGAUUUUACCAGAAGGAAUCCAAAGAGAAAAUGACAAGCUUUAUGAAGAAGUAAAGAUUCCCUACAGUGAACCAAUGCCAGUUGGCUUUGAGGAAAAGCCAGUUUAUAUCCAAGACUUAGAUGAGAUCGGCCAGCUGGCUUUUAAAGGAAUGAGGAGACUCAAUAGAAUCCAGUCAAUAGUGUUUGAAACUGCCUACAACACCAAUGAGAACAUGCUGAUUUGUGCCCCUACUGGAGCUGGAAAGACCAACAUUGCGAUGCUUACAGUCUUGCAUGAAAUUCGCCAACAUUUUCAACAAGGUGUUAUCAAAAAGAAUGAAUUUAAGAUUGUGUAUGUUGCUCCAAUGAAAGCCUUGGCAGCUGAAAUGACGAAUUACUUCAGCAAACGUCUAGAGCCACUGGGCAUCAUUGUAAAAGAAUUGACUGGUGAUAUGCAGUUGUCAAAAAGUGAAAUUUUACGAACUCAGAUGCUUGUGACCACACCAGAAAAAUGGGAUGUAGUGACAAGAAAGAGCGUUGGAGAUGUAGCUCUUUCCCAAAUUGUAAAGCUCCUUAUUCUUGAUGAAGUUCAUUUGCUGCAUGAAGAUAGAGGGCCAGUAUUAGAGAGCAUAGUUGCACGUACCUUACGGCAGGUUGAAUCCACACAGAGUAUGAUCAGGAUUCUUGGACUGUCUGCAACCUUACCCAACUACCUCGAUGUUGCUACAUUUUUACAUGUUAAUCCCUACAUUGGACUUUUCUACUUUGAUGGCCGUUUUCGACCAGUACCACUUGGACAGACAUUUCUGGGGAUUAAAGGUGCAAAUAAAAUGCAGCAACUGAAUAACAUGGAUGAAGUAUGUUAUGAAAAUGUUUUGAAGCAAGUAAAGUCUGGACACCAGGUGAUGGUAUUUGUACAUGCUCGAAAUGCCACUGUAAGAACAGCUGUGUCUCUAAUAGAAAGAGCAAAAAAUUGUGGCCAGAUUUCCUGCUUUUUACCUACCCAAGGACCUGAAUAUGGACAUGCAGAAAAGCAGGUGCAAAAGUCAAGAAAUAAGCAAGUACGAGAAUUAUUCCCAGAUGGUUUUAGCAUUCAUCAUGCAGGAAUGCUUCGGCAGGACAGAAAUUUGGUUGAAAACUUGUUUUCUAAUGGUCAUAUCAAAGUCCUGGUCUGUACAGCUACAUUAGCAUGGGGUGUCAAUCUUCCUGCUCAUGCUGUUAUUAUUAAGGGAACACAAAUAUAUGCUGCAAAAAGAGGCUCUUUUGUUGACCUUGGAAUUUUAGAUGUCAUGCAGAUAUUUGGCCGUGCUGGACGACCACAAUUUGACAAAUUUGGGGAAGGAAUCAUUAUAACAACACAUGAUAAACUCAGCCAUUACCUCACUUUGCUCACUCAACAAAACCCAAUUGAGAGUCAGUUUCUGGAAAGCCUUGCAGAUAACCUAAAUGCAGAGAUUGCUCUGGGAACAGUUACUAACGUGGAAGAAGCAGUGAAGUGGAUAAGUUACACUUAUCUUUAUGUACGGAUGAGAGCAAAUCCAUUAGUAUAUGGCAUCAGUCAUAAGGCUUAUCAGAUUGAUCCAACACUAAGAAAGCAUCGAGAACAGUUGGUCAUUGAAGUUGGACGAAAACUAGACAAAGCGCGGAUGAUUCGUUUUGAAGAGCGAACUGGGUAUUUUUCCUCUACUGAUUUGGGUAGAACUGCCAGCCACUACUAUAUUAAAUACACCACCAUUGAGACCUUUAAUGAACUCUUUGAUGCUCACAAAACAGAAGGUGAUAUCUUUGCUAUAGUCUCCAAAGCUGAAGAAUUUGAUCAAAUCAAGGUUAGAGAAGAGGAAAUAGAGGAGUUAGAUGCUCUAUUAAACAAUUUCUGUGAACUCUCCGCUCCUGGAGGUGUAGAGAAUAGUUAUGGGAAAAUAAACAUCUUACUUCAAACUUAUAUCAGCCGCGGAGAGAUGGACAGUUUCUCCCUCAUAUCAGAUUCUGCAUACGUUGCACAGAAUGCAGCUAGAAUUGUCCGUGCUCUUUUUGAAAUUGCUCUGAGGAAACGUUGGCCUGCCAUGACCUACAGGCUUCUGAAUCUUAGCAAAGUCAUUGACAAGAGGCUUUGGGGUUGGGCUAGCCCUUUGAGACAAUUUUCAGUCUUACCACCACACAUUCUAACAAGAUUAGAAGAAAAAAACCUUACUGUGGAUAAGCUGAAAGACAUGAGGAAAGAUGAAAUAGGUCACAUUUUGCAUCAUGUGAAUAUCGGACUGAAGGUCAAACAAUGUGUUCAUCAGAUUCCUUCUGUUAUAAUGGAAGCAUCCAUUCAACCCAUCACACGGACUGUUCUUCGAGUGACACUCAGCAUCUAUCCUGAUUUCACUUGGAAUGAUCAGGUUCAUGGGACAGUGGGGGAACCCUGGUGGAUUUGGGUAGAAGAUCCUACAAAUGAUCAUAUUUAUCAUUCAGAGUAUUUUCUAACUCUAAAAAAACAGGUCAUUAGUAAAGAAGCGCAACUACUGGUAUUUACAAUCCCUAUUUUUGAGCCUUUGCCUUCCCAAUACUACAUCCGAGCAGUGUCUGAUAGAUGGCUAGGAGCUGAGGCUGUAUGUAUUAUCAACUUUCAACAUCUGAUUCUACCAGAGAGACAUCCUCCCCAUACAGAAUUACUGGAUCUUCAGCCUUUACCAGUCACAGCUUUGGGAUGUAAAGCAUAUGAAGCCUUGUACAACUUCAGCCAUUUUAACCCUGUGCAGACACAAAUAUUUCAUACACUGUAUCACACAGACUGUAAUGUCCUACUUGGAGCACCCACUGGAUCGGGAAAGACUGUUGCAGCUGAAUUAGCCAUUUUCAGAGUCUUCAACAAGUACCCCACUUCGAAGGCAGUAUAUAUUGCACCCCUUAAAGCCCUAGUACGUGAAAGAAUGGAUGAUUGGAAAGUUAGAAUAGAAGAAAAACUUGGUAAAAAGGUUAUUGAACUCACAGGGGAUGUGACUCCUGAUAUGAAAUCUAUUGCCAAAGCUGAUCUUAUUGUCACUACACCAGAAAAGUGGGAUGGAGUCAGCAGAAGCUGGCAAAAUAGGAACUAUGUUCAACAAGUCACUAUUCUCAUCAUAGAUGAGAUCCAUCUGCUUGGGGAGGAAAGAGGCCCUGUUCUAGAGGUCAUUGUAUCUCGAACAAAUUUCAUCUCAUCACACACAGAAAAGCCUGUUAGAAUAGUUGGACUAUCUACUGCAUUAGCUAAUGCCAGAGACCUUGCUGACUGGCUCAAUAUUAAGCAGAUGGGCUUGUUUAACUUCCGACCAUCAGUGCGCCCAGUUCCACUGGAAGUUCACAUUCAAGGCUUCCCAGGUCAACAUUACUGUCCUCGUAUGGCUAGUAUGAAUAAGCCUGCAUUUCAGGCAAUUAGAAGCCAUUCUCCAGCCAAACCUGUUUUGAUAUUUGUCUCUUCAAGACGUCAAACUCGUCUUACUGCUUUGGAGUUGAUAGCCUUUUUAGCUACUGAAGAAGAUCCAAAGCAGUGGUUGAAUAUGGAUGAAAGAGAGAUGGAGAACAUUAUUGGAACGGUACGAGAUUCCAACCUGAAGCUGACACUUGCUUUUGGGAUAGGAAUGCACCAUGCUGGAUUACAUGAGAGGGACCGAAAAACAGUAGAAGAACUAUUUGUGAACUGUAAAGUUCAGGUUCUUAUUGCUACAAGCACAUUAGCCUGGGGUGUAAACUUUCCAGCUCAUUUAGUAAUUAUUAAGGGAACAGAAUAUUAUGAUGGAAAAACAAGACGUUAUGUGGAUUUUCCCAUUACAGAUGUCCUCCAGAUGAUGGGACGUGCUGGGAGGCCACAGUUUGAUGACCAAGGCAAAGCUGUAAUUCUGGUUCAUGAUAUAAAGAAAGACUUUUACAAAAAAUUUCUUUAUGAGCCUUUCCCAGUAGAGUCAAGCUUAUUAGGAGUGCUUUCUGACCAUUUAAAUGCGGAGAUUGCUGGUGGUACAAUAACAUCUAAGCAAGACGCAAUGGAUUAUAUCACUUGGACUUACUUUUUCCGACGUCUUGUUAUGAACCCCAGCUAUUACAGUUUGGGUGAUGUGAGCCAUGAUUCUGUGAACAAGUUUCUGUCCCAUCUGAUUGAGAAGUCCCUAAUUGAAUUGGAACUUUCCUACUGUAUUGAAAUAGGAGAGGAUAAUCGGAGCAUUGAACCUCUGACAUAUGGCCGAAUUGCCUCCUAUUACUAUUUGAAGCACCAAACAGUUAAAAUGUUCAAGGACCGUUUGAAACCUGAAUGCAGUACUGAAGAAUUGCUUUCAAUUCUGAGUGAUGCGGAAGAAUACACAGAUUUGCCAGUAAGACACAAUGAAGAUCAUAUGAAUAGUGAACUGGCAAAAUGUCUUCCCAUUGAAUUAAAUCCUCAUUCGUUUGACAGCCCUCACACCAAAGCCCAUCUCCUGCUACAGGCACAUCUCAGCCGAGCUAUGCUGCCCUGCCCAGACUAUGACACUGAUACAAAAACAGUCCUGGACCAAGCACUCAGAGUAUGUCAGGCCAUGCUGGAUGUGGCUGCAAACCAGGGCUGGCUGGUGACUGUGCUGAAUAUCACCAACCUGAUUCAGAUGGUGAUCCAGGGCCGGUGGUUAAAAGACUCUUCUCUUCUUACAGUACCAAACAUAGAACCUCACCAUCUUCACCUUUUCAGGAAAUGGAAGCCAAUUAUAAAGGGCCCACGUGCUGGGUCCCGGGCCUCCAUUGAGUGCCUUCCUGAACUGAUCCAUGUCUGUGGAGGGAAAGAACAUGUAUUCAGCUCCAUGGUAGAAAGUGAACUACAUGCCGCAAAAACAAAGCAGGCUUGGAAUUUCUUAUCUCACUUGCCAGUGAUAAAUGUUGGCAUAAGUGUUAAAGGCUCAUGGGAUGACUUAGUUGAAGGACAUAAUGAACUCUCUGUCUCAACUCUGACUGCAGACAAACGAGAUGACAACAAAUGGAUAAAAUUGCAUGCUGAUCAAGAUUAUGUGCUUCAAGUCAGCUUGCAGAGAGUCCACUUUGGGUUCCACAAGGGAAAACAAGAGAACUGUGCAGUUACCCCUCGAUUUCCCAAAUCAAAAGAUGAAGGCUGGUUUUUGAUAUUAGGAGAAGUAGAUAAGAGAGAACUUAUUGCUUUAAAAAGAGUAGGAUAUGUUCGAAAUCAUCAUGUUGCUUCCCUUUCUUUUUACACCCCUGAAAUACCUGGAAGGUAUAUCUACACACUAUAUCUCAUGAGUGACUGCUACCUUGGCCUAGACCAGCAGUAUGACAUUUAUCUCAAUGUCACACAAGCAAGCGUUUCCACGCAGGUCAACACAGAGGUCUCUGAUGCCUUGACUGACCUGGCAGUGGAGUAAACUAACCCAAACAAUCCAUUUGAAAGAAGUGGUUAAGAAGUCUGGCUGUUGAGUCAUCUAGAUAAAGUCGAAUCACUUGGUGUUUGCCUUGUUGGAAUCAACUUCCAACCUUGAGAAAUCCAGGAAAUUGACAGUGACUAUAUUAUUGACUCCAGCAACAUAAAGUUAGCCGCAGUGGCCUUUUAACAAAUUCUGCCUUUUAUAAUGUUGUCUUCAUGGGCUUCUUGAUAUGUAAAGUGAAUAGGCAUGUAGGAUAAACUUUUAAUUUGUGUAUAUUUGAAAUGAUAUUUACAGGUUAUCAAAUUUUCCAUCCCACAGUGUACUGUUUAUAUGAAUAUUGGCUUUUUUUUUUUUUUAAUUUAAGGAAAACUCCAUUGAGGCCCGAUAGUGUUGGGAUUUGUUGUAACAAAUUUCUAACAAAAGCAUAAAAUAUACAGGAAAAAUCUAUAAGGUGAUACAGAAUGUGUCUGUUAGCAAAAUUUAUACUUUGAUCUGAUCACAUGUAGGAGUAGUUUCAAGAAUUUAUUAUAGUCAUAAAUUUUGAUAAUAAAUGAUGUAAAAUUAUAUUACAGAGCCCAGUGAUGAUAACAGAGAAAAUGGAAUAUGUUGAUCUUAGAAAAUGUAGAUACUGUUAACCAGUGGAAAUAAAAUACAUAAAGUGCCACCAGGCCAA